Messenger RNA from Penicillium maclennaniae, 567 nucleotides. RefSeq lists its product as uncharacterized. The coding region runs from base 1 to 567 and encodes 188 amino acids. The transcript is spliced from 2 exons. The record is from RefSeq and is a predicted model, not a curated record. Lineage: Eukaryota; Fungi; Ascomycota; Eurotiomycetes; Eurotiales; Aspergillaceae.
AUGUGUCACGCCGGUCGUCGACUACGCGUUAACCGUAUGGUACGACCCGUUAAGAGACAAGACCCAUCUGCGACACCUAAACACAGUACAGAGAAGCUCGCUGAUCCGCAUCUUAUCGGCGUUCCGAACAGUGGCUAUAACGGCGUUAGAAGUAGAAGCGCACGUUCUCCCCACCUAUCUUUGUCUUCGCCACCGAGCCCAACGCACUAUAGCAUAGCUGCACACUUUGCCUUAGGAAUAUCCUAUCUGGAGCGCACUGCCACGGGCCCAGAGACGCAGAGACAAUAUGAGGUCACGCUUCCGGUUUCCGCUCGCGGAAACUCUCAAAACUAUGGACCCGCACUAGAGACGAUCGACCCACGACCGCUGCCACCGUGGCGUCCAGAUCCUUUCACAGAAAUUAAGGUCGGCUUAGACCGAGAAAUAGCGAGAGAACGGGCCGAGACCGUCCGCUUAACAUCAGACAUAGUCGUCUAUUCGGACGCCUCCGGUCGCGAUAGCCACUUGGGGGUAGCUGCGAUAACACUAAACAAUAAUAUAGACGUAGUUAAAUCACAACAGGUUUAG